Molecule: messenger RNA, 8739 nt
Organism: Pocillopora meandrina
Lineage: Eukaryota; Metazoa; Cnidaria; Anthozoa; Scleractinia; Pocilloporidae
Source: the annotation of a GenBank genome assembly
AUGGCACCAAAAGGCGGUUACAGGAAAAUCCCUGGUGAUGAAGAUAAUAAAGUCAGUUUUGUAUCUUCACUUUUUUAUCGUUGGAUGAACGGAGUACUUAAGGAGGGCAGUCAGAGACCUUUGGAUCAAAAUGACUUUUUACCCUUGUCAGACGAGAACUCUGGCCGUUUUGUCACCGACAAGCUUCAAAAAAGCUGGGAAAGCGAGAAACAUCAUUGCAAGAUAAAUGGGAAAAGGCCCAAACUUUGGAGAAGCGUGUUUUAUAUGCUUUCUGUCAAAGAUGUUAUCAUCAUUUUGACGGGGAAUAUAUUGUUUGCAACUUCUCGCCUUCUCUUUCCACUGUUUCUCGGGUAUCUUGUUUCUAAGCUUAUGUCAACUGAGGCAGAAAAUACUUAUGGGCUCUACGCCUGCGCAUUAGCUAUGUGUCUAAAUGGUUUGAUCGGUAAUCUUAGUAUGCACCAGCAAGACUACAGAUGUGAAAUAUUGGGAAUCAAAAUAGGAAGCGCCCUGAGGGGACUGGUGUACCACAAGGUAGGCACGAUCCUAAAGAGCAUUCUAUGCAGUUGUCGAAGGCUCAACUGAUUUUUCUAACACCCUAAACACCCCAAAUAAAGCCGAACAAACGUGAACACAUUUAUCUAUCCGAUAAAGAAUGGUUUUUUUUCUACAAAUCUGAUCGAUUGCUAUCGGCUUAUGCCAUAUGGAGACCCAGGAGGAGAGGAUUAUUCAACUUCAUUUCUGGUUGCUUCUUCUGCGAGAACAAGCAAUCCUGCUCUUUAACAAAAAAAAUUGAAGAAACAAACAGUUGUUUAGCCUGCAGUAAACGGGGAAGCAGGCUACAGAAACCAUAACGUACGUAUACGGCCUGCUUCUGAACGAGAUUCAAAAUGGCGCCUGAGUUGUCCCUCUUUUAACACAUCUAAAGAUAAUUUUGUAGAGGUUUGAAUACUCUCGUCUCGAAACGGAGCCACGGAUAUCUUAAUGCGGGACAUUAAAAUAAUAUGGUUUAUGGAACAGACUUCUUCAUUAAUUUCUAAUCUCUACCUUCUUUCAGACGCUUCUACUCAGCAAGCAGACGUUACUGAAAUUCACUGCAGGACGCUUAUUUGACCUGAUAUCCAAUGAUGUUAAAAGAAUGGAAGAAGAGACAGUCAAGUUUUUUGCCUUAGCCGUUUUUGCAGUUCCUGCUUAUGCAGCAGCAAUAUUCCUUAUCUACAAUUUGAUUGGUUGGCAGGCUGUUACGGGUGUGUUCUUCCUGUGUAUUCUCAUGCCAUACUAUGCCGUCUUAUCCUAUGCUAAUGCUAAGCUGCGCUUGCGCACAGCUACAGUGUCGGAUCAGCGAAUCUCCCUAAUGAAUCAAGUAGUUUCCGGGAUCCGCGCGGUCAAAAUGCAUGCAUGGGAAGACGAAUAUGGACGAAAGAUUAAACAUGUGAGAAGGUGAGAUAAAUUAUCUUUUUUAAUCAGAAGUAGGCUCAAACAACUACUUUAUUCAUUCCUGUAAAUUUUGACCCUUAUUAUUCAAAACUGGGAAAUAAAUAGCCACAAAUCUGUUUCGUCUCCACCGAGAGCUUUAUUAGCUAGGCUGUUUAAACAUACCCCCUUAUCACCAGAAAGGAGAUCUUUGGACCGCUGUAUGAGCCAAUCAGAAUUCCUCUUUUCACAAAGAAUAAGUGUCUCAUGUAACCCAUUCCAUAACCGGAGGACUGGCCAGUCAGUUACAAAAAUAGCAGUACCUACUGAGUAGAUAGUGUUAAAAGAACGCUCUAGCUGGUUACUUAAACUCCGAGUAUCCUUUGGAAUUCACCUUCGAGCGACUCUUGAGAGAUUUGUGCCAGAAGAUAUUGUAAUCGUUUUCACCUCAGUGUCGGUGAAAGAGGGUGGUUAUCACCUCCACUUCGGAGAAUAAUCGUUUAUUAUUAGAGGUAGAACAUCUCAAACAGCCUAACCUGUCUUCAGUUGGUAUUAUUUCUCAUACGCUGUCGUGGGGUAGCAAGAGACACACUUUCACAAAGAAGUGAACGAUGAGGAAGGGUGCACUUGCCGCCCGCUCACCUCGUUAAUAUUUCAAUUUAGAGAGGACACUGACUACGAGUUAGUUCGACAGAAUGCCCACAUAACUUAUGAACUUACGAUAACCUUUUAUCUUCAGAAAUGAAAUCAGCGUCAUUUCGAAGAGGACAGCCAUUCAGUCAAGUAUCGAUGCCUUGACAUACAGUGCAACGCCACUGGCCACUCUGGUGUCAGUAAUUACUAUGGUGCUUACAGGCCAGACCCUCACGCCCGCCAAUGUUUUUAUGCUGCUGUCGUUUAUGGGUGUUUUAAAAUUUAUUGGCAUGUUGAAUUUGACACCUGGUUUAUUGGUAACGUAUGACGCCUAUGUUUCGCUCGGAAGAAUCGAAGAAUUUCUUCUUUUGGAAAAUCUGUUGGAAGUCUUGGAGAGUGAUGAAAGCAACGAGCCCCAACAAAAAGCGGAAAGUACCUCAAGUAACCAAAGUCCCAAUAACUUGAAAAAAGAAGAGGAAAAUAUGCAGAAAGUUUCCCUCUCUCGUGAAGUAAAAGAAUUAGGACCUACUAUUCUACGUGUGUCAAAUUUAAGCUACGCAAAAACGCAUCGUGAAGAUGAAUUUAUUCUUGAGGAUAUCAACUUCUUUGCACCCUCAAAGAGUUUAACAGUCAUUACCGGUCCGGUUGGAAGUGGGAAGUCUACUCUUCUCUCAGCGAUCGCUGGUGAAAUCUCGAACGCCAGUGGCACGAUUGAUUAUCAAGGUUCUGUCAUUUACUUGCCUCAGACUGCUUGGGUGUUCUCGGGAACGAUAAAAGAAAACAUUCUAUUUGGCCAACCCUACGAGGAGUCUAAGUACGAAAGAAUAAUCGACGUCUGCGCUCUGAAAGAAGACUUUCAGCGGUUACCUGAUGGUGACCAAACAGUUGUUGGAGAACGCGGCGAGGUUCUCAGUGGAGGGCAACAGGCGAGAGUAAGUUUAGCUCGUGCAGUUUAUGCUGACGGAGAUAUUUAUCUAUUGGAUGAUCCACUGAGUGCUGUCGAUGUUAAAGUUAGCCAACACAUCUUUAACAAAUGCAUCGAAGAUCUACUAGGCGAUAAAAUCGUUCUGUUUGCCUCUCAUCAGCAACAGCACAUGGAAAAUGCUGAUGAAGUGAUUGUGUUGUACAAAGGGCGUGUCCUCGACAAGGGACGCUUUGCUGAGCUGCACGACAAAGGUGUAAUCAGUUCAACUGUUGACCCGCUCCAUAAAGUGGCUCUGAAGGACAAAACGGGUUCAUCUGAGCCGUUCUCGUGGGAAAAUAAGGAGGAAGAAGAUAAUGCUGAAAAGUACCUAAAAAUGCAUUCUUUGCCUAAUGAAGCGAAGAGUUUGGAGAUAGAAAAGGAGGAUCGUACAAUCGGAGUUGUGACAUCCAGGCUUUAUUGGGACUAUUUCAGAAGUGGAGCACAUCCUUUGAUGAUAACUGGAAUGGUCGGUUUAAGUCUCAUUACACAAGGUAAACUUAUCGUUAGAGAGAGUUACAAAGCUUGGCUCAAGCCUUCAAAGGGAAUAUAGCAACCUUUUUUCUAUAUUUUUUUUUUCUACUUCGUGCAAAUCAUGUCACAAUGGCUAUGCUUUGAACAAACAAUACAGGUUCUUUUUAGAUUAUAUGGUAGAGUUACGAGAAAUUGUACAAAUGUCUGACCAUGUCCCCGAUAUCUCACUUGUUCGUACAAGCACGAGGCAAGUGUGAGUGAAUGGUGAGUCAUGCGCAAAAGGAAGAGCUGGUGUUUUUCUCCUCACGUUUGCCUUGAACUUGCCUCGACUCGCCUGAACAAGAUGAAAAAAACCACUCGCUCUACGAACUAACUUUCUGAGACCAAAGGCUGUUUUCUAACCAUAUUUAUGGGUAACAUGGUUGACUGCUUCAUCUAUUCUGUGACAUUGUAGUGCUUACAUAGACAUCCCCAUGAUACUAGCGGUAGUAGCUAAUCCAGGCGGGUUGUCUCUAGGCCCAACAAAUCUUGUACAAUAUACAUAUAUAUCAAUGUACAACUGUGUUUCAACCAUGACAUGUUAAUGGUGUUUCUUUCAGCCAUCAUAGCUGCUCCAGACUUGUGGCUCUCGUGUCUUGCAAGACUAAACCCAGAGAAUCAGAAGAAUAAGACUUAUCUAUCUGUCCUCGCCUGUCUGGUUGGCGCGUGUUUUAUAUUUACUAUCAUUCGGGCUUAUGGAUUCUUCCAUGUUUGUCUAAAGUGCGCCGAGCGUCUUCACGAUAAAAUGGUUGUGGCCAUUUUACAAGCACCUGUCCUGUUCUUUCAUUCCAAUCCGGUGGGAAGAAUCCUAAAUCGCUUCUCCAAUGACAUUGGCUGCGUAGAUGAGAUGUUACCCAAAACAUUCCUAGCGGCAGUGCAGAUGCUAUUGAUGAUAUUUAUCCAAAUUCUAAUAACAGUAGCCACAAAUGUUUGGCUCAUGUUUCUUGUUGUUCCAAUUUCCAUGCUGGUCGUUUUUCUAUCCAGUUAUUACUUGAAGACUGCCAGAGACCUAAAGAGGUUAGAGUCGAUAUCCCGAAGCCCAGUGUUGGCUCAUUUUUCAGAGAGCCUGAUAGGACUGGACACGAUUCGUACGAGACGAAGACAUACAGAUUUUGUGGAUGCACUUUACAGGUAUGUUGGAGACAUUGCUUUAGUGUGUGGUGCCAGAGCCAAUAAAUGCACAGGGCAGAAAUGAGUCGUAAUUGCUCAUUUUCUGUGAGUUAUUUAUUUUUGAUUUACCGGUAAUACACGAAAUUGCAUCACGCCUCUCUUGUAAUCCUAUGUGGUAUGUGCUGAGACACUGGUCAGCAAGUGGACUUUUCCGUACGAGGCACGGCUUCGAAACGAAGCUGUCCGAAAGAGGCACGAAGGGCAUUACCAAUGGUAAGACUACAGUAAUUGUUCUGUGCGGUUUUCGUCCUUCUGAUAGGAUUUCAACAGACACAUAAUAUGAGCGUUCAAUCGACAAGAUCACGUGACGCAGAAAUUUCACGAUAAGUGAAAACUAACAAAUUUAUCGAACACGACUGGUUAUCAUCGGCCCGAUUUGAGCACCAAUAACGCAGUGUAAGUGUCAUGCUUGUAACUGGACAGUGACAAGUCAUGCCUGUGUGUAAGUGUAUGCGCGCGCUGUUGUCGCGAGUUUCGCCGAGUUUCUUUUCUUCUAUGAAAACGUUUAACUGUUGUCUAGUUUCUUUCUCUGAUUUUGUCAAACCUUUGAUUAAUUGGUAAGAGAACGUCAUGUCGUCCAAUUAUGUCUUUAAUAAUACACGUGAUUAAAAAAAUCUUGAUUUUGUUAAUAACUCGUAUGAUUACUGACCGAAUUGGACUCUAUUACGAGUUUAACAGGGAAUACAGACAAGUGCCACUCGUCUCCUCUUUCUGAUAAAUUUUAUACUUGAUAUAAGAGAUGUAGUUGUGAUAGAAAACAGUUAAGAAUUGGUCUUUUUUGGGAGAAUUCACCAUUUUUAAUGGAAAAUAUCCACAUCGUUAACAAAUUCGGCUCUUGCGGCUCUCACUUCAUCUCGACGAAUGGUACAUACCUAAGACUUAGAUGAGGCUACGGAAGUGAUCUUUCGGACAGUUAGCUAGAAGCUUACGGAUGUUGAUUUGAGAGUAACAUCUUUUUGAGAGGGUGGGGUGUCGGGCAGAAUUUGUUAAGGGGCUCCAUUACAUUGUCAGGCCGAAGGAGACACUGGUCUCACUUCGGUGUGGAGACCUGGUGUAAUCUCUUUAAGAAUUGUUUUGGAGUGAUUGUCGUAAAAAAAAUGCAAGAUAAUAAUAAAAGCCAAUCAAAACAAAAUAAAAGAUCACAAGUAGUGACAGAGGAUUUAACGUAAAAUCAUGGAAACCGUAUUGAACGCUGACAAAGGCGUUCCGCCAAUAGGCGGUUGGUUUUUCGCAAGUUUGCUUGACAAAUCACUAAGCAAAGUAAUACCAAGUUUAUACAAUCCGGUCUAUUUUCAACAGUCAACUAAAAAAUCAUCCCAUUAUUAAAACUUAUUGUGAUAAACACUCGUCCCCUCAGAUAUCAAGAUGUUCAUAAUCAGGCGUACAUUAUGGUGAUGGCCAGCGGUAGGUGGCUCGGUGCACGUUUGGAUUGUCUCGCUUCCUUGUUAGUCGGUGCAGUUGCUCUGGCUGCAAUCUUGGUAACUCAAGAUGCCGGUAAGUUCAGGAUUCUUAGUAACGACUUUGAGUCUUUCUAUGUGAUGUUGGAAUCUAUAUAGUCGUGUAUCAACACAGAAUGAACAACUGAAUAAUUUUAUAAGAUAAGUGUGACCAUACGUGCUCUCUCAUUAACGGGUGGUUUCUAAAAACGAUAAAAACGUGAGAGUCACUCGGGUGGCUUAAGUGCUAUACAAACUUUGAAGUGUCUUCUAUGAUUUAAAAAGGGGAACUUGUGUUGAUAAAUCCUCUGCACCUACUUAGCUUGGAGUUAAAACAGCGAUACUGAGGAAGACGUAAGAAAGACUCGUUAUUUUAAUCCCUUCUAUAAGUGACUGCCUGGACCAGACUAGGUACCCUAGACUGUAAAGUUUUCGUUAAAUUUUUUGAGCGGUAGAGAGAUAACAAGUCCAGAAUUUAUACAUUUAAGUUCCAAGUUUUCUUUUCAGCUUACGCCGGUCUUGCUCUUGUUUAUGUCAUCCAAACUCUGAGCUCGACUCAAUACGCUGUUAGAAAAACCUCUGAAGUGGAAAACUACAUGACGUCAGUUGAGCGAGUUAUGACCUACACCAAACUUGACCGGGAGCCUGGAUACAAGGAAGAACGAAGACCCCCACAAGACUGGCCUCGGAGAGGAAGUAUUGUGUUGAGAGAUGUAUCACUGACGUACUAUCCGGGAGGACCUAAAGUGCUGAAGAACAUCAAUCUUAGCAUCAAAGGAGGAGCAAAGAUUGGAGUUGUCGGCCGUACGGGAGCCGGGAAGUCAUCUUUCGUAGCAGCUCUUAUGCGCAUGCCUGAUGCUGAUGGAGAGAUAACCAUCGACGAUGUUCCAAUUAAAGACAUAGGCCUCCAACAAGCUCGACGAGGUAUCUCGGUUCUUGGCCAAAGUCCUGUUCUUUUUAGCGGAUCAUUGAGGAAAAAUCUGGACAUUUUUGACAAGUUUCAAGACGCUGAAUUAUGGCAGGCUUUAGAGGAUGUGCAACUGAAAGAUUUCGUCGAGACACUUGAAGCCAAGCUGGAUCACAAACUGCUGGAGCAUGGCGCUAAUGUGAGUGUUGGAGAGCGGCAGUUAGUUUGCUUGGCUCGUGUGCUGCUACAGCGAAGUAAAAUCGUCGUCUUGGAUGAGCCAACUGCGCAUGUUGACCCAGACACAGAGCAGACGGUUUGGAAUGUAGUGCGGGACAAACUGAAAGAGUCCACUGUCAUCACUAUAGCUCACCGUUUGAACACGAUAAAAGACUGCGAGAAGAUUUUGGUCUUGAAAGAUGGAAAAGUUCAAGGAUUUUAUAAAUUUGAUUCUAUAAUGAACAUGAAUUGAUAUGCGGUUUAAGGUUGAAAUACCUCGAAUGUCGCGCAGGUCUGAUCCUGCAGAGCUCUACAUAGUAGUAUAGGUAAUCACAUGAUUUCGCGUGCAAUUUGGAAUAAAUAAGCAAGUGUUAAUUUCUUUUGAAGACUUACAAUUUGUGGUCCUUGAAAAAAUUAAUAUAAUGAAAUAUAUUAAAAAAAUACGAGAUAGCUUAUCAUAAUUAUGCAGAAGCAAAGUGCGCGCAUCAUCAUUAUCAUCAUCAUCAUAUUUUAUUUGCCUUAUUUACACAAUACAAAAAAAUUAUUAACAGCGGUUAUAGCAAGAAGGCAAGGAGACCCAGGAAGCCACCGGGCUUAUGAGAGAGCCACCUCACUUAUAUUAAUAAAUAAAGUAAAGAAAAAUUGCUGCGAAUGUGCGGCUAGGCCAAUUCAGAAAUUAUUUACGUUAAGUAAAACCUCUUGCAUUUUCGUCUUAAAACUAGGAAGGUUUGAGGAACGAGUGACUGAAACAGGAAGAGAGUUCCAAAGUUUAGGACCUUGGUAGAGAAUUGUGAAUUGCUUGAGAUUUGUACGGCACAAAUGCGUUCGAUAAUUACUCGCUGUUCCGGUACCAUAGUUGUGAAUUUGGCUAUUCGUUACCAAAAGAUUGAGGCCAAUUCAGCUAGGUAGUCUGAGUUGGUGAUAGCCCGCACAGCUCACUUUUGCAAGUAAUAAAUUCUAUUUAAGUUAGAUACGUAUGUGGACAACCAGGCGCAGUUACAAUAGACGAUAUAAGGAUAAAUUGAGGUGUAGUACAAAGUGGGUUUGGUUGUAGAGGAUGGGAAAAAGCGAGACCUGAAUAUAAUACCUAUUGAUUUAACGAUUUGUUUACUGACAUAGCUGAUAUGGUGUUUCCAGGAGAGAUGAUCAUCAAUAUAGACCCCAAGGAAUUUAGUUAUGUUAGAUUGUUGUAGGAAUUUACCUCCAAAGGAGAGAGAAAUGCUGGAGUUAAGUUUCUUCUGUCUGGGUUUAAAAAUUACGUAGUUAGAGCUUAUUGCAGAGCUUAUUGCAUUUUAACAUUUUAGCAAUUUCAUUAAGUACGGAUUCUAAGGAAUUAGGGUUUGAGUGAGAAUAAAAGAUACUGGUAUCAUCAUCGAAAAGCAGAGGGUCUUUUAAUUCAGAGGCAUUAGGGAGGUCAUUUAUGUAUAGAAUGAACAAUAGAGGGCCUAAAAUCGAACCUUGAGGGACACCACACUGGAUGGUUUGCGUUGGAG